Molecule: messenger RNA, 1228 nt
Organism: Geodia barretti
Lineage: Eukaryota; Metazoa; Porifera; Demospongiae; Tetractinellida; Geodiidae
Source: the annotation of a GenBank genome assembly
CUCGUGGACACGGCGGGGGAGUGGCUGGACUGCAGCGCAGAGCUCAAUCUUGUGACCAAUCGAUGCUCAGGAGAACUUGCUCAAGCUCCGUGAAGAUGUGGCUCUCUUCUUUUCAGCAGUCCACUCUUGUUUUUGUUCUGUGUGUGGUGUGCACCGUGCAUGUCCAAGGGCAACAACCGCCUCCCCAACAAGGUUGCACAACGACGCAGCAAUGUCCGACCAAAGCGCCGUUUAUGAUGGCCGAAAUCACCGAAGACGACACCUUCCGCAAGAUUGCGACCGACACCUGUCCUCCUUACGAUAAUCCCGAAUGGACCAACCCCAACUCUGCCUGCCAAUUCAGCAAGAUCUACAACAUCCCCCUCAAGCCAACGUUUGCAAAGGUGCCCAUUCCACUGGGAGAAAAGGACACCGUGUUUUUAACAACAUCACCUACUUGAAAGAAGACCCAAGGCCCAUCUUUGGAGCUAUAGGAGUUCUUAUAAACGGAGUUGAAGUAUUUGGAGUCGGAUCUCCAUGUGGAUUUUCAUCUCUUUGUCCUGAUGCUGGGGCGCCCACUGAGUAUGUUGAUGCUGUUGAAUCGGAGGGCCACACAGUGGACCCGUGUGCUGGCCAUGCAGCACCCACAGGUUCCUACCACAUCCACUCAGGACUGGGGAUCAACACCACGGAGCAGAGAGAGGCUUGUCGGCUACCGGUGGACAUCAAUGGGGAGCAUUCGCAGCUCCUCGGUUGGAUGUUUGAUGGGUUUGGAUUCUACGGCCGCUACUCACUGGAAGGAAAAGUCCCCACUGACCUGGACGAGUGCAGCGGACACACCCACGAGAUUGACGGAGAGUCAACCUACCACUACCACCUUCCCGACCAGUUCCCCUGGACCAUCGGUUGCUACAAGGGUUGCCCUGAGGUCUCCAACAAUGAGAAUGAGCUCAGGUCUAUUGAGUCUAACCCAGACUACGGCUGCCCCGAAGGUGUUACAAUGACUGAAGAAACACCCUACUACUGCUGGAGCUAGGAGCACCAGUGACCUUGGUGUAAUCUCCCUGAUCCUCCUCUUAUGUCUUGGAGCAAUAAUGAACCUGUUUACGAAAUAGACUAUGUUACGAAAAAAGUUAAGUUGAUGUGGGAGCUCUCUAGAGACUGAGUAAUUGCAGUAGUGUGCAUAACUUGCCUCAAGAUACUUUAAUUUAUACAUUCCUAUUGUGGUGUAUGUCAGAUAAUAAAUGAU